AGCACAUAAUUAAUUUAAUGGUUAAUGGCAACAGAAAUGAAGAGGUGGGAUUAACUUUCUGUGAGAAGCAUCAUUGCAAAGCUGUAACAGCUUUGGGAUCAUUGUUUGUUUCCAAGAUGCCGCUGCCGGUACAAGUUUCUCUUGGGCUCUUUCAGAGUUCCGUAGAACCAAUGCAAGUUGAUGCACCUCCGGAUGAAAAUGAUACUUCAGAGGAAGAAGUGUACAUUGUGGAAAAUCCUACUUUGUAACCUCGCUGUCACUUUCUUCAUUAUUGGUCGCGGUAUUCUCUGGAUCUAGAACGAUAUUAUAGUUCGACCGCCUCAUCUGCAACCAUGAGCGCAAACACUCAUGCACCAUUCGGACCGAAUUAUUCUCAAAAUAGGGUGGAAGGAUGGGGAUUUUCUUUCCUUCCAGCAUAGCUCUUUCCGAAGAAGAGAAGACCUUUCUCAUCGCAGCAAGUAAUACUGCCCGUCUUGGACGAGUCUGUGUGUUUUGGCAGAAUGCCAACCAGGGUUGCACUUCAGACAGUCAAAGUAUACAUAUCUUGCCAUCCAUUAAUUGACUGAUGAUUGAGGAGCAUUGUCAAUCACAAUGAAAAAUUUCUUUUAUAUCAUCUUCAUUUAUUACUAUUUCUCCACAUUUCUUUACAAAAUCUGUUAAUUGGAAAACUUCGCCUUUUGUUUGCAGUUCCGAAAUUCUUUAAAAUUUGGGACUAUCACCAUAAAAUUUAGCUAUCUUGUUCACAAUUUGGUUAUGUAUCAUGAGAUUGGCGACUAAAGACAAGUUGUUCCACUAAAUUUUAUUAUGCUUAAGUCUGAGUCUUGAAUAUAUUCCCACAAAUAGUUAAAGGUUAUUGUGGGCUGGCACUGGAUAUCUUACUGCCUGAUGCAAUCUCUGUGGAUCCUAAAUUCUGUCGCCUGAUGGAGCCAUACAAGCUCUGCGCUGGUUCUGGGUUUAUGUGAAUAACAAAUCAGUUAUUCUUAAUUUAAAUAGCACUAAAUGUAAUCUUUUGGCCUAUGAGUGUUA
Stegodyphus dumicola is the source of this 1026-nucleotide messenger RNA. RefSeq names its product COP9 signalosome subunit 1b (gene CSN1b). Gene Ontology annotation, cellular component: COP9 signalosome. The record is from RefSeq and is a predicted model, not a curated record. NCBI's taxonomy places the organism in Eukaryota, Metazoa, Arthropoda, Arachnida, Araneae, Eresidae.